Molecule: messenger RNA, 1098 nt
Organism: Triticum turgidum subsp. durum (durum wheat)
Lineage: Eukaryota; Viridiplantae; Streptophyta; Magnoliopsida; Poales; Poaceae
Source: the annotation of a GenBank genome assembly
AUGCCGAUCGAGGCGGCAGACAACGUACCGGCCGAGCUUCCCGGCCACGGCCGGACGGUGUGCGUCACCGGCGCCGGCGGUUUCAUCGCCUCGUGGCUCGUCAAGCGCCUCCUCCAGAAGGGUUACACCGUGCGAGGCACCGUUCGCAACCCAGUUGAUCCGAAGAAUGAUCACCUCAGAGCCUUCGAUGGCGCCGCCGACCGCCUCAUCCUCCUCCGCGCCGACCUUAUGGAGCCCGAAACCCUCGUCGAGGCGUUCACGGGCUGCGAGGGCAUCUUCCACGCCGCUUCCCCCGUCACCGACGACCCUGAGAAGAUGAUCGAGCCGGCGAUCCGAGGGACCAAGUACGUGAUCACGGCAGCCGCGGACAUGGGCAUCAAGCGUGUGGUGUUCACGUCCACCAUCGGCACGGUGUACAUGAACCCUCACAGGGACGCCAGCAAGCCCGUCGACGACACCUGCUGGAGCGACCUUGAAUACUGCAAAAAGACAGCGAACUGGUACUGCUACGCGAAGACGGUGGCCGAGCAGGACGCGCUGGAGACGGCCCGGCAGCGCGGCAUCGAGCUGAUCGUGGUGAACCCGGUGCUGGUGCUGGGCCCGCUGCUGCAACCUACGGUGAACGCGAGCACGGAGCACGUGAUGAAGUACCUGACGGGGUCGGCCAAGACGUACGUGAACGCGGCGCAGGCGUACGUGCACGUCAAGGACGUGGCCGAGGCGCACGUCCGCGUCUACGAGGCGCCCGGCGCGCACGGCCGCUACAUCUGCGCCGAGGGCACCACGCUCCACCGCGGCGACCUCUGCCGCGUCCUCGGCAAGCUAUUCCCUGAGUACCCCGUACCCACCAAGUGCAAGGACGAGGUGAACCCACCGGUGAAAGGGUACAAAUUCACCAACCAGAGGCUCAAGGAUCUGGGCAUGGAGUUCGUGCCGGUGCUGCAGAGUAUAUACGAGACGGUGAAGAGCCUCCAGGAGAAAGGGAUGCUGCCGGUGCUACCGCCAGGCGACGACAUCCCAGACAACCUGCAUGAGCAGCUCAUGAUGAAGCCCGCCCAGUUGCUACGAAAACACGUUCUAAUAGGAUUGGGAGUGUAG